Molecule: messenger RNA, 2249 nt
Organism: Fopius arisanus
Lineage: Eukaryota; Metazoa; Arthropoda; Insecta; Hymenoptera; Braconidae
Gene: Men
Product: Malic enzyme
Exons: 6
Coding region: 189-2048 (619 amino acids)
Biological process (GO): malate metabolic process; pyruvate metabolic process
Cellular component (GO): mitochondrion
Molecular function (GO): NAD binding; malate dehydrogenase (decarboxylating) (NADP+) activity
Source: RefSeq, a predicted model, not a curated record
UAUUUGUUUUCCACCGUCGCGAACUCCUCGUCGAUUUUCCUCUCGAUUUAUCUUCCAGACUAACGCCGCGAAUUAAUUUCUCGAGUUAUCGUUGAUUAAAUUUGAAUUUUUAAUUUUAAUGACCUCUAAAUCACCUGAAUACAUUUUCAACUUGUAUUUUUAAAUCGGAUAAAUAAUUUUCAAUAAAAAUGGGCGGAAAUCAGGGGAAAAAUUCAAAGAUUCUGUCCCAGACACCACCUGCUGGAACAUUUUCCACGGUAAAAGGUGACAGUCGUGGCGAGGACACCGGAAGAACGAGUGACACCGGAAGGAAACAAGUGAGAAACAUGUCGAGUCUCGAGAGAGAUAGAUUAGGACAACCUGGUCCAGGUGAUGCCAUCACCCCAAAUCUCGUCAAAGGACUCGAUCACAUCCGGAAUCCCCAGCUCAACAAGGGCAUGGCCUUCACUAUCGAGGAGAGACAGACACUGGGGAUCCAUGGGCUACUUCCGGCUGCGGUGAAGACCCAGGAGGAACAGCUGGAGCUUUGUAGACUCAAUCUCGACAGAUACACUGAUGAUCUCUCAAAAUAUAUUUAUCUCACGGGUCUACUGGACAGAAACGAACGACUUUUUUAUCGUCUCCUGGGGGAGAACGUGGAGAAGAUGAUGCCUUUGGUGUACACCCCGACGGUGGGUCUGGCCUGUCAGAAGUUCGGGCUGAUUUAUAGAAGACCUAGAGGUUUGUUCAUCAGCAUCCACGACAAGGGGCACGUGUACGAUGUGGUGAAGAACUGGCCAGAGCACGAUGUCAGGGCUGUUGUGGUUACCGAUGGCGAGAGAAUUCUUGGGCUUGGGGAUUUGGGUGCCCACGGCAUGGGUAUCCCCAUAGGAAAAUUAUCCCUGUACACUGCCCUAGCUGGGAUCAAGCCCCACCAGUGUCUCCCUGUCACCCUCGACGUUGGGACCAAUAAUAGGGCAUUUUUGGAAGAUCCUCUUUACAUCGGCCACAAGCACCAACGAGUCACUGGGGAGGAAUACGACGAGUUCCUGGAUGAAUUCAUGAAGGCCAUCAUCAAGAGAUAUGGACAGAAUACUUUGAUACAGUUCGAGGACUUUGGCAACUCCAAUGCAUUCAGGCUCUUGCAGAAGUACAGGGAUAGUUAUUGCACUUUUAAUGAUGAUAUCCAGGGAACUGCAGCUGUGGCUGUCGCUGGACUACUCGCAUCUCUGAGAAUUACAAAAACCAAAUUGUCAGAUAAUACUAUUGUGUUCCAAGGAGCUGGAGAGGCUGCACUGGGGAUCGCUGGGCUGUGCGUGAUGGCGAUGAUGAAGGAAGGGGUAUCAGAGGCGGAGGCAAUCAACAAGAUCUGGAUGGUGGACUCAAAGGGGCUGAUCGUGAAAAACCGACCAUCAGGAGGUGUGACAGAGCACAAGGCCCGUUUUGCCAGGGACCAGGAGCCUAUAGAUACUCUGGCCCAGGUGGUGAAGGGUGCGAUGCCCACAGUACUGAUUGGCGCUGCAGCCAUCGGAGGGGCCUUCACCAAGGAAAUCCUCCAGGACAUGGGUUCAUUCAAUGACAGACCCAUCAUCUUCGCUCUCAGCAAUCCUACUAGCAAAGCAGAGUGCACUGCAGAGGAGGCAUACACCGCCACUCAAGGACGCGCUAUUUUCGCCAGUGGAUCACCCUUCGAUCCCGUCACCAUCGACGGCAAGACCUAUCAUCCUGGACAGGGCAACAACAGCUACAUCUUCCCGGGAAUUGCCCUGGGAGUCAUCUGCGCUGGCAUGAAAACCAUUCCAGAGGAGACUUUCCUCAUCUCCGCCAACGCCCUUGCCGAUAUCGUCACUGAUGCCGAUUUAUUAUCUGGAAAUCUCUAUCCUCCACUACAAGAUAUCCAAAAGUGUUCAAUGAAAAUCGCGGUUGCAGUCAUGGAAUAUGCGUACAGAGAAUCUCUCGCCACUGUCCAUCCAGAGCCAUCGAAUUAUGAGGACUUCAUAAAAGCCCAACUCUACGACACAAAUUACAAAACUGCCCUCCCUGUUACCUACUCGUGGCCCACAUUCUGAAACCUAUUGGAUUUCGAUUGAUCCCGAUCAUGCAGAUUCAUCAAUCCCGAAUUUUUGUGAUUUUUAUUGAAUAAUGGAGUAUUUAAUGACACCAUAAUGAAAGUAUGAGGAUUAUUGUAAGAAAAUUUUAGAUAUGGAGAGCAUACUUAUUUAUGUUGUACAGAAUGGAAUAAAUAUAUCAACUAUACGUUGAGAGCAUUA